AUGUCUGUUUUUUUUUAUUUCUUUUUUCUUCUGUUUUUUUCCCUUUUUUGUCUCUUUUUACAUUUUCCUCUAUUUUUUUUAGUUAUUUAUUUUUCUCACUGUCUCUUUUAUUGUUUUUUUCUUUUUUGCUUUUUUCAUUCUAUUUGCCUUUUUAUUUUAUUAUUUUUUUCUUCUUUGCCUUCUCUUUCUUCUCUGUUUUUCCAUUAUUUUUCUUCUUUGUAUCUUUUCUUUUCUUCUUUGCCUUUCCAUUCUUUUUCUAUUUUUCCUUCUCUUUCUUUGCCUUCUCUUUCUUUUUCUUCUUUGUCUUCUCUUUCUUUUGCUUCUUUGUGUCUUCUUUCCCUUCUUUUUUCAUUUUGUCACUUUCCAAAUUUCUUUUGUUGUUUUUUCUUUCUUUCUCUCAUUUCUUUAAUAUCUUUCUCCUAUUCUUCUUUCUACUUUGUUUUUGUUAUUUUCUUCAUUAAUCUUUUAUUUCUUUCUAUCCUGCAUCAUUAUUUUCUAUGUAGUUUUUUUUUCUGUUCUACACACUUCUCUUUGGCUUUCUUUUUGACUUUUAUUUCAUCUUUUUCUUUUUCAUUUCUUCCUUUACUUUUGUAUUUUUUUAUUUUUUUCUCCUCAUUUCCUUCACUUCUCUUUUCUUAUUCUUUUUCCAUUUCCUUUUUUCUUUUACUUUUCCAUUUCUUUUUCUGUUCUUUUCCUUUUCUUUUUCUGUUCAUUUCCUUUUCUUUUCUUUAUCUUUCUUUUAUCUCCUUUCCUUUUCCCUUCCUUUUAAUAUUUUCUUUAUCUUUCCUUUUCUUCUUCUUCUUUCUUUUUUCCUUCCUUUCCUUCUUCUUUCUCUUUUCCUUUUCUUUUUGUUUCUUUUCCUUUCCUUUCUCUUUACGUUUCUCUUUUCCUUUGUCUUUUCCUUUUCUUUUUAUUUUCCUUUCUCUUUUCCUUUUCUUUCCCAUUUUUUCUUUUCUUUCUCUUUUCCAUCAUCUUACUCUAUUUGUUAAUUUCUUUAUUGCUCUCAUUUUUUUUCUUUUUCUCGUCUUAUUUUCCAGCUUUUCAUUCAUUCAACUUUUUACCUUCUCAUUCAUCUUUGUUCAUUCAUAUCUCUUUCUCCUGCUUUUCUCUUUUUUCUGUCUCAUUUGUUUUAAUUUUUCUUCUCCCAUUAUUUACUCAUUUUUCCCUUCUAUUUUUGUCUCCUUUCUUUUCCUCUCUUUCUUUUAUUCCUUCUUCUCUCCCCUGUCUUGUUCUUAUUCUCAUCCAUUUUCUUUCUUCCAUAUUUUUUCUUUAUCUUUUCUCUUCACUUUUCCCUAUCUUGAUCCUUUCUCUUCAAUUCCUUUUCAUCCCCUGCUUUUUGCCUUGUUUUCACUCUUGUGCCAUUAUUUUUCCCUUAAGUUUACUUUUACAUGGAUAUAA
Acanthosepion pharaonis is the source of this 1398-nucleotide messenger RNA. The record is from the annotation of a GenBank genome assembly. NCBI's taxonomy places the organism in Eukaryota, Metazoa, Mollusca, Cephalopoda, Sepiida, Sepiidae.